GCAUUCAUGGUUGAAAUGUAAAAUGGUUAGGGUUACUAACUACAAUCCGCAGCCUCUGACUAUUUUUAAAUGUUCCAUUCCACUAGCGCCUAUGUUUGAUGACGUGCGCCCAUAGAAACACAUUCAUUUGGAAAGUGAAACUUCACUCGAACACGCAUUAGAUCGAUGAAAGCAAAACAGAGAGGGGAGCACUGCCUGUAAAAUGAGUCUCUCUGGGGAGAAAGAGAGGAGUGACACUGCUUCUAAAAGGAGUCUUUCUGGGGACAGAGAGGAGGGGGCCACUGCCUCCACCAAUGUAACAGAAAGCCCAAUCCAGAAGGAGAGACCAGUCUCCCCUGUACCCAGCUGUCUGUCCAUGAAGAGUGACAAGUCAAUGGGGCAUCCCAUAGAGUUCCAGAGGAGAGAUGUUUCUACUGAUCACAAGAACCAGAUGGAGAGACCAGACUCAUCUACACCCAGCUGUCUGUCCAUGAAGAGUGACAAGUCAAUGGGGCAUCCAAUAGAGUUCAGAGACAUCACCAUAAGACAACGAGACAAAAAGGAGAGAUCAGAGUCAGAAGUUCCCAGUGGUCAGUCUUCCCAGAGUCAUCAAACAGACCUGUCUUCCAUAUUCAGGUUGGUUGAAAAAAAUGCCAUUGCUUUGGUAAAACGGGAGCUGAAGAAGUUCAAGAAGAUUCUGUGUCCAGAUCUCCCAGAAUGCUUUGAGAGUCAGACAGAGGAUAAGGAAUUGGUGGACGCUGAAGAUGUGGAGCAGGAGAGCAUUCCCAGAGAGGGGGCGCUGAAGAUCACACUGCACAUUUUGAGGAAAAUGAACCAGAAGGAGCUUGCUGACACACUGGAGAACAGUCUUCUAGGUGAGCUUGCUGUGUGUCAAAAUAAACUCAAAUCCAAUCUGAAGAGGAAAUGUGAAUGUGUGUUUGAGGGGAUAGCUAAACAAGGAAACCCAACUCUUCUCAACAAGAUCUACACAGAGCUCUACAUCACAGAGGGUGGAAGUGGAGAGGUCAAUAAAGAACACGAGGUGAGACAGAUUGAGACAACGUCCAAGAGACCAGCAGCACAAGAAAAAGCAAUCAAAUGCAAUGACAUCUUUGAAUCCUUACCUGGACAAGACAAACAUAUCAGAACUGUGUUGACGAAGGGAGUUGCUGGCAUCGGGAAAACAAUCUCUGUGCAGAAGUUCAUUCUGGACUGGGCUGAAGGAAGAGCAAAUCACAAUAUCCAAUUAAUCUUUCCUCUACCUUUUCGGGAGCUAAAUUUGAUGAAAGAUAAGAAAUACAGCUUGAUGGAACUUCUUCAUCACUUUUUCAAUGAAACCGCAGAAUCUGAAAUCUCUAACUUUGACAAAUGCAAGGUUCUGUUUGCCUUUGAUGGUCUGGAUGAGUGUCGACUUCCUCUAGACUUCAACAACGAGGGCUGUUGUGAUGUCACAGAAUCAACCUCAGUGGACGUGCUGCUGACAAACCUAAUCAAGGGCAAUCUGCUUCCCUCUGCUCUCCUCUGGAUAACCUCCAGACCUGCAGCUGCCAAUCAGAUCCCACCUGAGUAUGUUGACCAGGUGACAGAGGUACGAGGGUUCAGUGACCCACAGAAGGAGGAGUACUUCAAGAAGAGAUUCAGUGAUGUGAACCUGGCCAGCAGAAUCAUCACACACAUGAAGACAUCAAGGAGCCUCUACAUCAUGUGCCACAUACCAGUCUUCAGUUGGAUCUCUGCCACAGUUCUAGAGAAACUGUUGGAAGCACAGAGUGGAGAGAUGCCCAAGACUCUGACUGGAAUGUACAACCACUUCCUGAUCUGCAACAUACUGCGCAAAACACAGAAAUAUCCAGAGGGACCAGAGAAAGCUGAGACAGAUUCACAGAUGAAAGCAGAUGCAGAGAUGAUUCUAAAACUGGGGAAACUAGCCUUUCAACAGCUGGAGAAAGGCAAUCUGAUCUUCUAUGAGGAAGACCUGAGAGAGUGUAGCAUCGAUGUCACAGAAGCUUCAGUGUACUCGGGAGUGUGCACACAGAUCUUCAGAGAGGAGAGUGGGCUGUACCAGGAGAAGGUGUACUGCUUUGUGCAUCUGAGCAUCCAGGAGUUUCUUGCUGCUGUGUAUGUGUUUGUCACAUUCAACAAUGACAAUGUAAAUCUAAUGGCAGAACCUGAAACCACGACCAGAAUACUUCAGAUGUCUGAAGACACGUCUGCAACCAUCCUCCACAAGAGUGCUGUUGACAAGGCCUUACAGAGUGGGAAUGGACACCUGGACCUGUUCCUCCGCUUCCUUCUCGGCCUCUCAAUGGAGUCCAAUCACACUCACUUACUAGACCUAUUGAUACAGACAAGAAACCGCUCACAGACCAAUGAGGAAACAGUCAAAUACAUCAAGGAGAAGAUCAGGCAAAAUCCCUCUCCAGAGAGGUGCAUCAAUCUGUUCCACUGUCUGAACGAACUGAAUGACCAUUCUCUAGUGGAAGAGAUCCAAAGCUACCUGAGCUCAGGAAGUCUCUCAGAAGCCAAACUCUCACCUGCACAGUGGUCAGCUCUGGUUUUUGUGUUACUGACUUCAGAAGAGGAGCUGGAGGUGUUUGACCUGAAGAAAUACUCCAACUCAGAGGAAGGUCUUCUUAGGCUGCUGCCAGUGGUCAAAGCCUCCAGUACUGCUCUGCUGAAUGGAUGCAACCUUACAGAGCGAUGCUGUGAACCAUUAGCCUCACUUCUCAGCUCAACCUCUUCACAGCUGAGAGUGCUUGACUUGACUGACAACAACCUGAAAGAUUCUGGAGUGAAGCUGCUCUCUGCUGGACUGGAGAGUCCACAAUGUAAACUAGAGAAACUGAGGUUGUCAUUCUGUGUGGUCACAGAGGAAGGCUGUGCGUCAUUGGCUUCAGCUCUGAGAACAAACCCCUCCCAUCUGAAAGAGCUGGACCUGAGCUACAAUCACCCAGGUGAUUUCGGAGUGAAACUGCUCACUGCUGUACGAGGGGAUCCAAACUGCAGACUGAAGAAACUCAGCGUGGACCAUAAUGAAGAGUGUUAUUUGAAAUCAGCACUCAAGAAAUAUGCCUGUGAGUUGACCCUGGACCCCAACACAGCACACAAUGACAUGACUCUAUCUGAGAAGAACAGGAAAGUGACACGGCUUGAAGAUGAGCAGUCGUAUCCUUAUCACCCAGAGAGGUUUCUGUUCUGGAAACAAGUGCUGUGCAAAGAGCGUCUGACUGGGCGCUGUUACUGGGAGGUGGAGUGGAGAGGCCUAGAGGCUCACAUAGGAGUGGCUUACCAUGGACUUGACAGGCAAGGACGGGGUGAUGAGUGUGGGCUUGGAUACAAUGACAAUUCCUGGGCUCUCAGUUGUUAUAAAAACUACUUCACUACCAGGCAUGAUAAGACUCCCACUACCAUUCCUAUCCCUCCUUCCAGCACCAACAGAGUAGGAGUGUAUCUGGACUGGUCAGCCGGCACUCUGUCCUUCUAUAGUGUCUCCUCUGACACACUGACUCACCUGCACACAUUCCACACCACAUUCAUUGAGCCACUCUACCUAGGAAUUCGGCUUUGGUGUCAUGAUUCCGCAGUGUCUCUGUGCCAGAUAGAAUAGCCUGUUCCUACGGUCUUUCAAAGUGAGGGACUCUAAGCAACGACACACGGAAAAUGGCGGACGGAAGACAGGGUGGUGCGGCAGGUGCCGCUUCUCAUUCGAAUGCUGUAAUUUUAUCUAAACCAUCAGGUGUACGCCGAUCCCAGCUAAGUAACUCAUGCAAAGCGUUAAAGCGCAAUUCUGUGUUUUAUCUACCGUACUCUGCCAUGAUUGUCAGUUAUGUAGCUGCUCUACUGAUAAUCUCAGUGCAUCCUUGCUGGGAUGACACAAUGUCUACUACCGGAGAAUAUCAACACCAAACACAUUGGUUCACCGUUCCACGGGAGCGGACAGUACACAGCAUACCAUAAUGUUCUGAAUAAUGGCCAAGUCUACCUCGCUCCUUAUUCUACUGAACCGCUUAGGCGUAACAAACACAAGUCCAAUAUUUAUCGGAAACUGUUAAACUACCUGUUCACUACCCUCCUGCUCUCCGGGGAUGUACAACUCAAUCCUGGGCCCAAUAUCACCGAGCCAGUGAUACGCACCGGAGUGGAGAGCGGUGGAAGGCCUCGUCCACUGGUCGUCGCCGCUGUGGAAGUGGGUGAGUGCUAUGGUCCUAUGGUUUCUCUCGACUCACCCGGCUCCAGGAUAGAUUUUGACUCUUCAAACAUACCAGAGUCGCUAUAUGCGAUCCCUGACUCUGCUUCUGGUACGCAAGCUAUUUUAAUUAGUUCCCCACAUCCAGUGCAGGCGGGAGGGAUUGUUAAUUGCGCCACCGAACUGCCCCUAAUCAAAACGAAACAAAACGGCCUAAACCCAGCCGUCAGAAAACACAGAAAAUGUAACUUUUUUCAAUGUGUCAAUCACUCUUGAGUCAUCUGGGACCCACAAGCUAAGCCCAAGGGACUACUAGGGGGGCACUUGAACAUUCGUAGUGUCAUUCCAAAAAGUGAUCAAAUUCAACAUC
Oncorhynchus gorbuscha (pink salmon) is the source of this 4535-nucleotide messenger RNA. RefSeq names its product protein NLRC3-like. Bases 203 to 3586 code for a protein of 1127 amino acids. NCBI's taxonomy places the organism in Eukaryota, Metazoa, Chordata, Actinopteri, Salmoniformes, Salmonidae. Gene Ontology annotation, molecular function: protein binding. The record is from RefSeq and is a predicted model, not a curated record. The transcript has 11 exons.